AUGCGUUUCGUCAGUGUCGUGUUAAUUCUCGUCGUGGCCACAAUGGUGAGCUCGGCGUCCGCUAUAGACUUCAGUCUUCUCUCAAAGCACCCUUACGACAUAGAAAAGGCUGAUGAACUCUUCGAACUAUUCAUGAAAAAGUACCAAAAGGUUUACACGAGUGAAGAUGAUAAACAAGCGCAUUUCCAAGUGUUUGUGGAGAACUUGAAGAAGGUCAAUCAGAUGAACGAGGAGAUCUUAAAGAACAACGAUUCAUAA
Spodoptera littoralis (African cotton leafworm) is the source of this 258-nucleotide messenger RNA. Lineage: Eukaryota; Metazoa; Arthropoda; Insecta; Lepidoptera; Noctuidae. The record is from the annotation of a GenBank genome assembly.